AUGAAUCCACCGAUUCCCAUCCCAGCCUCUUCUUCUCCGGCGAUGGACGCUUCUCCGCUUCUAAACCGGAACAGGCGUACCAGCCCGCGCUCCUCUCAGCCGCUUCGAGGAGCAGCGUCGAGGCUUCUCCGCCGCGCUAGCAACCGCCGGAUGAUGCUCCGGGAGCCCUCAGUUCGAGUCCGUGAGGUGGCGGCUGAGCAGCUCGAGGAGCGGCAGAGUGAAUGGGCUUACUCGAAGCCGAUUAUAGCCCUCGACAUUCUCUGGAAUUUCGUCUUUGUGAUUGUGUCAAUCGUGAUUCUAUGGACUAGCUCUGAAGAAAAACCGGAUGUUCCUCUGAGGCUGUGGAUAAUUGGGUACAAUUUGCAGUGCUUGUUCCACGUCGGAUGUGUAAUCGCCGAGUAUAGACGACGCCGGGAAGUUAAUUCUCCGAGUGGAGAAGAUUCGUCGAAUCACCACGGAUCUCUCAGCGGAAGCGAAGACGAAUCUGAUGGUUAUGGCACAGACGACGCUGAUGAUGACCAUCGAGCUAGUUUCGCCAAGCACCUUGAGUCUGCGAAUACGAUGUUCUCUUUCGUGUGGUGGAUCAUGGGGUUUUACUGGGUCACCGGUGAUACGGAGGCACUCUCUCAGUCUUCGCCUCAACUCUACUGGCUCUGUGUUGCAUUCCUUGCCUUUGAUGUUAUCUUCGUUGUCAUCUGCGUUGUGGUUGCUAGUCUAAUCGGUAUCGCUGUCUGCUGCUGUUUACCUUGCAUCAUCGCCAUCUUGUACGCAUUAGCUGAUCAGGAAGGUGCGCCAGAUGAGGAGAUAGAUAGGCUGUCAAAAUUCAAGUUUCACACAGUACUGAAUACGGAGAAAGUGGAUGGAGAAGUCAAGGAAACUCAGGGAGGGAUAAUGACUGAGUUAGGUGCUGGUUCUCAAAACAAACGAGUGAUAGAUAGUGAUGAUGCAGAAUGUAGCAUUUGUCUGUGUGGUUAUGAAGAUGGAGUAGAGUUAAGGGAACUUCCGUGUAGACACCAUUUCCACAGUUUAUGUGUAGACAAAUGGCUAAGGAUCAACGCAACUUGCCCUCUCUGCAAGUUCAAUAUUCUCAAAAACGGUGAGCAUAGUGGCAGUGAACAAGUGUGA
Microthlaspi erraticum is the source of this 1125-nucleotide messenger RNA. The record is from the annotation of a GenBank genome assembly. Lineage: Eukaryota; Viridiplantae; Streptophyta; Magnoliopsida; Brassicales; Brassicaceae.